This is a messenger RNA of Colletotrichum truncatum, 1173 nucleotides long. RefSeq lists its product as uncharacterized. Lineage: Eukaryota; Fungi; Ascomycota; Sordariomycetes; Glomerellales; Glomerellaceae. The record is from RefSeq and is a predicted model, not a curated record.
AUGUCAAGGAGUUUAGUCGGAAGGGCCCUGAGGGCCAAGCCUUCGGUAUGGGAGCAGCCUGCAGGCUGCAUCGCGCAGCAGCAACGGAGCUUCAGCCAAACGCCCACCCAUCAAAUGCUGUCUCUCCCAGAUAACCAGGUCAUUUUUGACAAGACCUCGACCCCGGGUCUUGCCCCCAUUCUCGAAGAGAUCCAGUCCAGCAUCAUCCUCCCCUUCUACCUUCCGAUCCACCAGCGCAAGCGCGUUUUCUCCGAGAAGAUGAAGAAUAGCCUGCGUAGCGAUCCCGUCUACAUCGAGGUCGACGGCCACGAGCACAAAUUCUCCUUCAUCGACGAGGACUCCCUGCCUGCGUCUCGCGCCAUCACGUGGAAGGCCCUGCGUGCGAUGCAGACGGCCGAGGACUGGAACAACUUUGGUCGCUUGCUUUCUGGCAUGCGCACUGCAGGACGCCGGUACAGUGAGAUCGACUUCGUCAAGAUGAUUCGUCUUGCUGGCAUCAAGGGCCAGAUCUACACCAUUAUCGAGGCGGCGCGGCAGGUCCGGAAGACGGGACUGAAACUCGACACCUCGGAGAAGGUCAACGAGAUCCUGCACUUUGUACAGAUGCGGGCCGCGAACAGCGGCUGGGAAAAGGAAAAGACGGAGCAGGCACUGCGGUGGACUGAAAUGGUGCUUGAGAUGCUCGAGGACGAGAAGCACAUCCCCAAGAAGAACUCUGGCGUUGAGCCAAGCCAGCAGAUGCGCUGGCCGCUGCACAAGGACCCCCAGGUCCUGGGCGCCGCGCUGCACCUUUCCGCGGUGCUGGCUGUUAAGCACAACGAGGGCAAGGACGUCGACGGCAAGGUUGCGCGGUACGCGACUCAGAUCGUCAACAGGUGGCCCGUCGAUGCUGGCCUGCGACAGCUGCACCCCGAGGGUGCCUACGAGAACCGGACGAGCGGCGUCGCCUACCUGAUCAACAGCCGGACGCAAUACUUGGCCGCCGCAAGCCCAAUCCUUCACGGUCUGCUACUGGCCACUCGUGUUGUGGACCAGCCUACGGCUCAGAAGUUGCAGGCCAUCGCUAACAAGCUCGGUGUUGAGGUCAAGAAGGAGGUCGAGAACAACGCCUACCCUGCCGAGCGCGGCUUGGCGACCUACAGCACCCUAUUCGAGUCCGGCAAGUCCAACUAA